Molecule: messenger RNA, 953 nt
Organism: Temnothorax curvispinosus
Lineage: Eukaryota; Metazoa; Arthropoda; Insecta; Hymenoptera; Formicidae
Product: T-box protein 2-like
Exons: 1
Biological process (GO): regulation of transcription by RNA polymerase II; positive regulation of DNA-templated transcription; cell fate specification
Cellular component (GO): nucleus
Molecular function (GO): RNA polymerase II cis-regulatory region sequence-specific DNA binding; DNA-binding transcription factor activity, RNA polymerase II-specific
Source: RefSeq, a predicted model, not a curated record
CGCGAAUUAGGUGAGAAGAUGCAUUCAAGCGAAUGGGUAUUUCAACCCCCACUGCUGCGCGGAGUCAACGUGGAGCUGCUUAAUCGAAACCUCUGGCAGCAAUUUUACGAGAAUAAUACAUCAGAAAUGAUAAUUACCAAGAGCGGUCGGUGCAUGUUCCCGUCCGUUCAAAUAAACGUAAACGGUUUGGAGAAACGUGAGAAUUAUUAUGUCCUCAUGAAGAUAGCACCGGCCUCCGAUCGCCGCCACAAGUACUGUGGAUACCAGAACGGGGGCGAGAACAGCAAUAUGGGUGGCUGGAGUUUCGUGGGGUCGGCAGAACCGCAACAGCCCUGUGGCUAUAGGAUUUAUAAGCAUCCCAAGAGUCCGGCAACAGGGAGCCACUGGAUGGACAAUCCGAUCAGUUUCAAUAAAUUGAAGCUCACGUACAACAUCAACGACCCCAAUAAUAACGUGGUAUUAACAUCGAUGCACAAAUACGUUUCUAGGAUCUGGAUAGUUCGUUGCUUCGAUGCGAAGAACUACAACGAGCUCUUUACUCAUUCAACCGCGUUGUUCGCUUUUAAGGAGACGGAAUUUAUCGCGGUGACGGCAUACCAAAACGAGAACAUUACUAAGUUGAAAAUCAAUAACAAUCCAUUCGCGAAGGGUUUUCGCGAGAUGGGUCAGUCACGGUUCAAGCGAAAGCAUCAUUCGAUCGAUCAUCAGACCCAAUCGUAUUCCAGUCUCGAAGGGGUCCCAUUGACCUACGACUCCGAAUCGAAUCAGCCGAACGACCCCCCCCCCCCUUUAAGGGUUCCAAGCCCAUUAAAGCAUGCGAUUAUCUUUUACUUUAGCCGGGGAGUCGAAGUUGGCCGGCCUUGCAACGUGGGAGAAGCGGACGCGAAUCCCGCCACCGUUGCGAGUCGAUCCCCGGCGCCGGGCAUGCUUGAAACGCAGUGCCCGUGCACUGC